This is a messenger RNA of Penicillium pulvis, 1560 nucleotides long. RefSeq lists its product as uncharacterized. The transcript is spliced from 3 exons. The record is from RefSeq and is a predicted model, not a curated record. NCBI's taxonomy places the organism in Eukaryota, Fungi, Ascomycota, Eurotiomycetes, Eurotiales, Aspergillaceae. Bases 1 to 1560 code for a protein of 519 amino acids.
AUGCGAUUCUCCACUCUUUUGCUGCCACUUGCAGCUACCAUCACCGCGGCAGCUUCCAAGUCCACCAAGUCGACCACAUCAAGCAAGCCAACCGUGACCCUUGACUACACCACCCUCCAAGCCGCUGCUGGAAACGAGACCCUUGGUUACUACAAAUACCAGAACAUUCGCUUUGCUGCCGUUCCGACCGGUGACCUUCGUUUCGCCAAACCACAAUGGCCUUCUACUGAGUCUGGCAUCAACAAUGGUACCACCUAUGCUGAUGCCGAUGUCGACUGCUCCUCGGAGGAAGAUUGUCUUUACAUGGACGUAUGGGCUCCAGCCAACUCUGAGGGCAAGAAGUUGCCUGUCAUGGUGUGGACUUACGGUGGUGGGUUCACCGGCGGUUCCAAGUCGGAGAACACCCCGGAGGGUCUCUUCGAUCUGACGAAGGAAUUUAUUUUUGUCUCUUUCAACUAUCGUCUGGGAAUCACCGGUAUUGCUAACUCGGUGUCUCUCACUCAUCAGGGUGCGACUGACAAUGUGGCCCUGUACGAUGUUGAGCAUGCGUACAAGUGGGUGAAGAAGUACAUCAGCAAGUUUGGUGGUAACCCCGACGAUAUCACUGCUUUCGGAUUCUCCGCUGGUGGCAGUAUGCCAUUGUUCAUGAUGACUCGCUAUGGUGGUCACAACGAACAACUCUUCAACAAGGCUUAUAUCACUUCUCCUGGCUUCGUUCCUGGAGCUGGCCAUCACCAGGGCGAGGUCUUCUACCAGAACGUUUCCACUGCAGUUGGCUGUGAUGGUGGUGACUUAACUUGCAUGCGUGCCGUUUCCUUCACCAACCUCACUGAUGCUGCUACGGAUGUCUACGACGCCUAUGGCUAUCAGUUCCAACCCCGCGUUGAUGGUGAUUUCGUUGCCGACACUUAUGAAUCGCAGUUUUACCAGGGCCGAUUCAACUUUGACGGUCCUUUGGUCAUCACCCACGAACAGCACGAGAACAACGGCUCACCUACUUCGGGCGUCAGCACCGUUGCGGACGUAGAGGCUGAGCUCCGGGCCUUCUUCCCCGCUAUCACUGACGAUGUUGUCGAGGAGAUCAUGGAGGCCUUCCCUGCGUCUGAUUACAGCAGCCCCGGCUAUCGCUUCGCGGAUAUGAGACAGUCCUUUGAUCUCACUGCGCAUGACUAUGCCCUGACUCGCGCCCUCGACAACAACACUUGGAACGCCAUGGUUGCUCUUGAGCAGGCCACCCACGGUACUGACCAAAGCUACUACUGGUACAGCACCUACUCCCUUUCUUCUUCAAGCUCCAGCAGCAGUGCUGCCUCUGGCGCUGGUGUCACCAUCAGCAGUAGCUCCUCCGUCAGCUCCACUGUUUCUCGCAAGAUGCAGAAGUAUCUCCUUUCCUUUGUCCUGACCGGCAACCCCAACACCAAGUGGCCCAGCGACAAACUUCACUGGCCCAAGUACGGCAGCGAUGCCAUCGAGCUGGUCUUCAACACCACUAUGUACACACAGACUGAUGACUUGGCCAAUGUGAAGAGCACGUACUGGAACAAGGCUCUGUGGUACUAG